AUGGGAGCUACUGAUUAUCGGGACCAGCCUACGGAGUCGUCACGCUCAACUACAGUCGUCCCUCAGCCAGCUGUAGGCGCUUAUUCGGAGGACGACUCAGACCCCUUGGAGGAUCUUGUCGGGCCGUUGCCUCCCCAAAAGGACGGCCCCAUUCGUCCGCGUGGUCGAGGUGCAUACAAAGCCAGCGGAAGCAAUAUUGACGCGCACUUUGCGCCCAACUACGAUCCGACCCUCGACGUUGCACCCGAGGACGAUCCCGAAUUUUCCACAAACAAGCCCACCCGUCGUCCUGUUUCCGGUCUCAUGACAGCUGAAGAUGACUGGGAUAUGGCCCUCGAAGCCCUGCGUGAUCGACAAAGCUGGAAACAGAGUGGUGAGGAGCGGCUACGUGCCGCUGGGCUCAACGACGAGGUUAUCAGUCGGUGGAAACAGAAUACAAGUGUUUCGGGCGCAGGCGAUCCUGAAGCAAAUCUGGACAACUUUCGGUGGGCGAAGUCAGGCGAAGGUCGUGAAUGGGACCGGGGCAAGGUCGUUGACUCGGAUGGUCACGUUGAGGUGCGCCCUACCUGGUGA
Molecule: messenger RNA, 573 nt
Organism: Penicillium diatomitis
Lineage: Eukaryota; Fungi; Ascomycota; Eurotiomycetes; Eurotiales; Aspergillaceae
Exons: 1
Coding region: 1-573 (190 amino acids)
Source: RefSeq, a predicted model, not a curated record